Messenger RNA from Akanthomyces muscarius, 888 nucleotides. RefSeq lists its product as uncharacterized. The coding region runs from base 1 to 888 and encodes 295 amino acids. The transcript is spliced from 3 exons. The record is from RefSeq and is a predicted model, not a curated record. Gene Ontology annotation, molecular function: acetyl-CoA hydrolase activity; coenzyme A diphosphatase activity. NCBI's taxonomy places the organism in Eukaryota, Fungi, Ascomycota, Sordariomycetes, Hypocreales, Cordycipitaceae. Gene Ontology annotation, biological process: coenzyme A catabolic process.
AUGGCACCUUUAAACCCGUUUUCCAAGGCUGCCAUUAAUCGCCUGCGAGCUUAUAAGCCGCCGCCCUUCCCACUAUGGGACCGUCUCCCUAUCCGGAUGCGCGCUGCCGUCCUGAUCCUGCUCUACGCGGAUCGUUUCGGAGACUUGCGGGUGGUAAUCACCAUGCGAGCCGCCAGCCUGCGCAGUUUCUCCGGCCAUGCUGCUCUUCCCGGCGGAAAAGCUGACACAGUAGCCGAAUCACCCUAUCAAAUAGCAAGGAGAGAAGCUUGGGAGGAGAUUGGUCUUCCCAUGGAAGAUCGCAAAAUCCCAAAGCCCUUCCGCAUUGAGAAGCUCUGCUAUCUGCCCCCUUUCCUGGCCCGUACCCACGUGGUCGUCACCCCAUGCGUGGCGUAUCUUCACGCGGAUUCACCCGGUCCAGGAGAGUCGGCUCCUGUCGUGGAGCACACGCUGGUGCCCACGCCCGACGCAAGUGAGGUGGCGGCCGUCUUCACUGCACCGUUUUACAACUUUCUCAAGUCAAGCGACCUACCGCCUCAGCCGGGCCACACGUUGCCGCCUGGUCACUGGUACGACGGCGCCUGGAUCAACUGGAAGGAUGUGGCCUGGCGCGUUCACAACUUUUACGUGCCUGUGAACAACCAGCAGGUGUCGCGACCCAAAGAAGGCAGCUCGGCGGUGGAGGAGACCAAGCAGGACAUUGACUUCGAGGGCCGGUUCAAGGUCUGGGGCAUGACCGGUCGCGUCAUGGUAGACGCGGCACGCAUUGCUUAUGGCGAGCCGCCCGAGGUAGAGCACAACCCGGGAUUAGGUGAUGCCGACAUUAUAAGGAUUGCAGAGCAGGACGGUGCAUUUAAGGAAGCGGCUGGCAAGGGACCUUCGAGGAUUUAG